Mugil cephalus (flathead mullet) is the source of this 2041-nucleotide messenger RNA. Its product is annotated as nuclear factor 7, brain-like. The coding region runs from base 1 to 1377 and encodes 458 amino acids. Gene Ontology annotation, molecular function: zinc ion binding; protein binding. NCBI's taxonomy places the organism in Eukaryota, Metazoa, Chordata, Actinopteri, Mugiliformes, Mugilidae. The transcript has a single exon. The record is from RefSeq and is a predicted model, not a curated record.
AUGGCUUCCAGAUCAGAGGAGGAUCUCUGCUGUCCGGUCUGUCAGGAGGUCUUCACAGAUCCUGUUGUUCUGUCAUGUAGCCACAGCUUCUGUAAAGUCUGUCUGAAGAACUGGUGGAGACAAAAUCCAUUACAGCAGUGUCCAGUUUGUAAGAGAAGAUCUUCAAGAGAUGAUCCACCUUUAAACUUGGCCUUGAGGAACCUGUGUGAGUCCUUCUUACAGCAGAGAGAUCAGAGAUCUCCAGAGGCUCUCUGCAGUCUGCACUCUGAGAAACUCAGACUCUUCUGUCUGGACCAUCAGCAGCCAGUGUGUCUCGUCUGCAGAGAUUCACAAAAACACUCCAACCACAGAUUCAGACCCAUCGAUGAAGCUGCACCACAGCACAAGAAGAACCUUCAGGAAACUCUGGAGCCCUUAAAGGAGAAGUUAAAGGUAUAUGAAGAAGUUAACGUGAAGUUUGAUGCAACAGAAAAACACAUCAAGGUCCAGGCCCGACACACAGAGAGGCAGAUUAAGGAGCAGUUCAAGAAGCUUCACCAGUUUCUAGCAGAGGAAGAGGAGGCCAGGAUGGCUGCACUGAGGGAGGAAGAGGAGCAGAAGAGUCAGAUGAUGAAAGAGAAGAUGGAGGCUCUGAGCAGAGAGAUAGCAGCUCUUUCAGACACAGUCAGAGCCACAGAGGAGGAGCUGAGAGCUGAAGACGUCUCAUUCCUCAACAACUACAAGGCUGCAGUGGAAAGAGUCCAGUGCUGCCCCCUGCUGGAUGAUCCACAGCUGCCCUCAGGAGCUCUGAUAGACCAGGCCAAACAUCUGGGCAACCUGGCCUUCAACAUCUGGAACAACAUGAAGGACCUGGUCUCCUACACUCCUGUCAUUCUGGAUCCAAGCACUGCUCAUCCAUGUCUGAUCCUGUCUGAAGAUCUGACCAGUGUUAGAUUAGGAGAUAAACAACAACUUCCUGAUAAUCCAGAGAGGUUUGAUUGUUUCUGGUCUGUCCUGGGCUCUGAGGGCUUUAACUCAGGGACUCACAGCUGGAAUGUUGAUGUUGGAGAUAACACAUGGUGGUUACUGGGUGUUUUAGCAGAGUCUGUCCAGAGGAAGGGAACUUUAGGAUCUGGGUUGUGGGGAAUACUGUUCUAUGGAGGUAAAUACUCAGCAUGUUCACCAUCAGCUCCUUUCACUGAUCUCUCAGUAAAGAUGAAGUUCCAGAGGAUCAGAGUGAAUCUGGACUGGAACAGAGGAAAUCUGUCCUUCUCUGAUCUUGAUACUAACACACACAUACACACCAUCACACACACUUUCACUGAGAGGAUGUUUCCAUUCAUUCUCACUUUGGAUAAACUCCCAGUGAAGAUUUUACCAGUGAAUCAGAUCAGUUAGAGAUAAACAGGAUGAUUAUUAAUGUUUAUUGGGCUGUAACAACUAAUAAAUGUCAGUGAUCAUAUAAGUUGUAGUUUUGUCGUCAUGGUGUUCGGUCACUAUGUCACUGGAACCAAUGAAAACACAUUUAAUAACUGGUGGUGGAAGUAGAUCAUUGUGUUUGGAGUUUACGACACGUUGAAGCUAGAGAUGAUUUUUUCUAUCAAAGGACCUGGAGCAUCAGUUCAUGUGAGGAAAUAACUCACAGCAGAUACUGGACACAAGGUACUGAUAAGAACUGAAUCUGAAUCAGAAUCAGAAAAGACCUUAUUGUCAAGUAUAUCUGUACAUACAAUUUAUUCCCUUAAUGUUUGUUGCAUGAAUAUAAAAAAUAGAUAAACUAGAACAGACUGUUAACAUAUACACAUUCAACCACACAAGAAUUCUAUUAAUUGCAUGUACAACAAAAGGAUCAUUUACAGUGUGAUGGUGGUGGGUUUGAUGUGUUCAUUUACUUUCUAAUCUUCUGUUACAUUGGGUUCUUUUUUUGUAUUUUCAGGACUUGUAUGAAAAUCUGCGGAUGUUUUGAAUAUUUUUAUAAAGAAAUGUAAAAGAUUACAUUGUACAUAUUGGUUUGGACAUUAUUUUUAAAUAUUUACAAGAUUAAAGUAAUAAAAACACAGUA